This is a messenger RNA of Pyricularia grisea, 210 nucleotides long. RefSeq lists its product as uncharacterized. The coding region runs from base 1 to 210 and encodes 69 amino acids. The transcript is spliced from 2 exons. NCBI's taxonomy places the organism in Eukaryota, Fungi, Ascomycota, Sordariomycetes, Magnaporthales, Pyriculariaceae. The record is from RefSeq and is a predicted model, not a curated record.
AUGUCGUGUCAGUGCCAACAAACAAACAAGACCCCAGAAGUGGCUGCCUCCUCCGAGGACGCCACCGGGGUUUGCAACACCUCUGCUCCCACGAGGAGUACCGUCGGGCCCAAGCCAGACGCCUCCGCGGAUGUCAGGGAGGAUUCUCCUCCUCCGCCUCAGCAGCCACCACCGCAACAGCCACCAUACUAUUAUCCGGGCUGGUCUUAG